Messenger RNA from Drosophila busckii, 1930 nucleotides. It is a transcript of the gene Ir75a, whose product is annotated as ionotropic receptor 75a. The record is from RefSeq and is a predicted model, not a curated record. Gene Ontology annotation, cellular component: membrane. Gene Ontology annotation, molecular function: ligand-gated monoatomic ion channel activity. Lineage: Eukaryota; Metazoa; Arthropoda; Insecta; Diptera; Drosophilidae. The transcript is spliced from 5 exons. The coding region runs from base 1 to 1869 and encodes 622 amino acids.
AUGCAUUUGGCCAACUUUCUGUUGUUCAAUUUGCAACAGUCGCGCAUUGGCUUCAUUUUAUUCUUUCAUUGCUGGUUAAGAAAUGAAACUCUGCAAUUUGCCCAUCAUAUUAAUAACCCACAUCAUCCACAUCAGCCCCUCGUCUACCAUCAGUUUGUUUUCUUGAGCAAUUUUACUCUAUGGCAUGACUUGGAGUUUCGUUAUUUGGAUCAUUUCCAGCCUACAUUGGGAAUUUAUGUUGAUUUGCAUUGCGAGGGAGCUAAACACAUGUUAAAACAGGCGAGUGUAGAGCAGCUUUAUAAUCAGCACUAUCAUUGGCUAUUGCAUGACAGCAGAAGCGAUUUCGACUUUUACGAGUUCUUCAAAUCUCUCAACAUAUCUGUGGACGCUGAUGUGAGCUAUGUUGAGCAAGAGAAGCAUGAAGAGGCUAUGAGCUAUAGACUAUAUGAUGUCUAUAGCAAUGGUAAUCAUAUUGGCGGCAAGCUCAACAUAACGCCACACUAUGAGCUGCAGUGUAAUCGAUUCAAUUGCAGCCUGAGCCGCUAUCUGAGCACAUUGCACUUGCGUUCCAAGUAUCGACAGCGGGAGCAAUUGACCGAUGUGGAGAUGCGCGUGGCUACAGUAGUGACCCAACGACCACUGAGCUGGUCUCGAGAGAUGCUGCUGCAGUUUCUAAGCCAGACGAAUGGCACGCAUGUGGAUGCCAUUGCGCGUUUUGGAUUCCAGCUGUGUCUGCUGCUUCAAGACUUACUGCAGUGCCGCAUGAAGUUCAUCUUUACGGAUCGCUGGAGCACCGAUGAUGUAACUGAUGGCUCGGUAGGCGCUGUAGUCAGUAAGCAGGCGGAUAUUGGCUCAGCACCGUGUCUGGCCACUGAGGGUCGACUGCGUCAUCUAUCGGCACUCAUUGAGACGGGGUACUUUCGUUCCGUUUGCCUAUUCCGCACACCCCACAACGCCGGCAUACGAGGCGAUGUCUUUCUGCAGCCUUUCAGCUCUCUGGUUUGGUAUCUCUUUGGCGGCGUCCUGCUGGCCAUUGCAGCGCUGCUCUGGCUUGCCUUCUACAUGGAGUGCAAGAGCAUGCGGCGUCGCUGGCGUCUGCAGUACGUGCCCUCGCUGCUGAACACCUGUUUGAUUAGCUUCGGAGCCGCUUGCAUACAAAGCUCCUCACUGACGCCGCAUUCAGCAGGUGGUCGCCUAGCCUAUUUUGCUCUGUUCUUGAUUAGCUUCAUUAUGUACAACUACUACACGUCCGUGGUGGUGUCCUCGCUGCUGAGCUCGCCUGUCAAGUCCAACAUCAAGACUGUGCAACAAUUAGCGGAGAGUUCGCUGACCGUGGGACUGGAGCCUUUGUCCUUCACCAAAAGCUAUUUAAAUUAUUCGCUGCGACCGGAAAUCCACUACUUUAGCAAGCGGAAAAUCGAAACUCAGUCAAAGAAUCCGCAGCUUUGGUUGCCCGCCGAGCAGGGACUACUGCGCGUACGCGAUAAUCCCGGCUACGUGUUUGUCUUUGAGUCAUCCUCCGGCUAUGCCUACGUGGAGCAAUAUUAUACCCAGCAGCAGAUUUGCGAUCUCAAUGAGAUACUCUUUCGCCCCGAGCUCUUGCUCUAUACGCACUUGCAUCGUAAUUCCAGCUACAAGGAGAUGGUGCGCCUAAAAUUGCUACGUGUGCUGGAGACCGGAGUUUAUCGCAAGCAUCGCAGCCAAUGGGCGCGCAUGAAGCUGCAUUGUUACUCGCAGAAUUUUGUGAUUACCGUGGGCAUGGAAUAUGUGGCGCCCUUGUUUUUUAUGCUGCUCUGUAGCUAUGUAUGCGUGUUGUUGCUGCUGUUGUUGGAGCUAGGCUGGCGGCGCUACGUGCAGCCGGCGCAUUGAAUUCAUGCCACAAAAACUGUUGUCAAGUUGCACCGCCUGCUUAAAGCGCUUAUGCAAAAUA